Messenger RNA from Lodderomyces pseudojiufengensis, 1650 nucleotides. RefSeq lists its product as uncharacterized. The transcript has a single exon. Gene Ontology annotation, cellular component: fungal-type vacuole. Bases 1 to 1650 code for a protein of 549 amino acids. Lineage: Eukaryota; Fungi; Ascomycota; Pichiomycetes; Serinales; Debaryomycetaceae. Gene Ontology annotation, molecular function: nucleic acid binding; methyltransferase activity; transmembrane transporter activity. Gene Ontology annotation, biological process: methylation; transmembrane transport. The record is from RefSeq and is a predicted model, not a curated record.
AUGGGUAAAUCAAAAGAACCAUUUUCAAUCGAAAAUUAUGAAAUUUUACCUGGUACAGUUCAUUUAGUUGAUAUUGGUCAAAAUUUAAAUGUUAAAAAAGCUGGAGAUGGAGAUAUCAUUUUACAUCCUCAACCAACCAAUAAUCCAAAUGAUCCAUUAACUUGGUCGAAAGGAAAAAGAGCAUUUCAAUUUUCAUUAAUUUGGUUUUGGGGAUUCAUGGUUGCUGGUUCUUUCAAUUUUAUGGGACCACUUUAUACUGCUUGGAUAGAAGACUUUGGUGUUACUUUAAAUCAAAUUUUGAUUGGAUCAGGUUUAGGUUUCUUAUUUUUAGGUACUGGUGUUACAAUCAUUCAACCAACUGGUUUGAAAUUAGGUAAACAAUUUGUUUAUAAUGUUUGUACAAUUUUAUCAAUUGUUGCUUGUGCUUUUGGUUCACAAACUAAAGAUAUUGCAUACUUUUAUGCUUUUAAGAUUGUUAUUGGUCUUGCUGCUUCUCCAGUUGAUUCAUUAGUUGAAAUUUCAUCUACUGAUAUGUUUUUCCAACAUGAAAGAUCUACUGCUAUUUCAUGGUUGGUCAUGGCUUUAUAUGGUGGUUCUGAUUUAUUCCCAGUUGCUGCAGGUUACAUUGCUGAUUCAAUGCAUUGGAGUUGGACUUAUUAUGUUCAAAUCAUGAUUUAUGUACCAUUAUUGAUUGUUCAAAUUUUCUUCAUGGAAGAUUCUACUUUUAGACGUGGAGGUUCAAAAAAUAAUGAAGAUUCAUUAGAAGAAGGUAUUUUGAAACAAAUUAAAUCAAAUGAAACUAAUGAACAAGUUGCUACCCUGGAAGAUAGUAAAGAACAAGUUGAAAUUGAAGUUGCAUCUGUCAAUAGUUCAGAACUUCCAAAAAGAACUUAUUGGGAAAAUAGAAAUUGGGUUCAUCGUGAAUAUAAUGAUAAAAGAUCUUGGUUUCAAAUUUUCCUUAGACCUUUCACUUUAAUUACUUUUCCAGCAGUUGUUUGGGGUGGUAUUAUUUAUGGUGGUCAAAUGUGUUGGAUCUCACUUAUUGUUAACUUACAAGCUGCUAUUUAUUCUAAUCCACCAUAUAAUUUCAGUGUUGGUAUAGUUGGUUUAACAACAUUAGGUAUGUUUUUUGGAAAUGUGGUUGGUAUGUUUUAUGGUGGUCCAUUUAUUGAUUGGUUAGCUGUUAAAUUAGCAAGAAGAAAUCAUGGUAUUUUGGAACCAGAGCAUAGAUUACAUGCUAUGCUUGUCCCUACUGUUUUAAACGCUGCGGGUGUUUUAGCUUUUGGUUUAGGUGCAUACUACGGAUCUCACUGGACUAUAUCAGUAGUGAUUGGAAUGGGUUUUAUGGGUUUUGCAAUGACCAGUCUGGGCAGUUGCAGUUUAGUGUAUGCAGUUGAAUGUUAUGGCAAGCUUGGAUCUGAGUGCAUAGUCUUGAUGUUGUUCAUCAGAAAUAUGAUUGGUAUGGCUUUUACAUUUGGUAUCGGACCUUGGAUGGAUGCAGCUGGUACUUAUACUACUACCUGGUUGAUGUUCAUGCUUUCUCUUAUAAUCAAUGGAUCUUAUCUUAUAUUGAUUUUCUGGGGUAAAACCUUUAGAAGAUGGACUAAGGAUCGUUAUGAGAGAAUGACUGUCGGUCUUGUUGCUCAUUAA